Molecule: messenger RNA, 3617 nt
Organism: Coniophora puteana RWD-64-598 SS2
Lineage: Eukaryota; Fungi; Basidiomycota; Agaricomycetes; Boletales; Coniophoraceae
Product: ARM repeat-containing protein
Exons: 19
Coding region: 1-3102 (1033 amino acids)
Biological process (GO): protein import into nucleus
Cellular component (GO): nuclear envelope; cytosol
Molecular function (GO): small GTPase binding
Source: RefSeq, a predicted model, not a curated record
AUGGCAUCCGCCAGCGACAUACCUCGCCUUCUCCAAGACACACUUAGCCCCGAUGGAAACACGAGAAUAGCAGCAGAGCUCAAGCUCGCCGGGCUUAUGGCCCACCCAGAGGCGGGUCUUGCUUUCGCUGAGCUGUCGCUCUCGCAGAACACGGAUAUGAACAUGCGCCAGUCGGCAUCCAUCAUGCUUAGGAAGUACGUGACGGAGCGAUGGUCGCCGUACUUCCCUGCGUUCAAAGGCAAUGCACCUUCACCAGAGAUCAAAACGCGUGUUCGCGACCAAGUCUUCCAAGGCCUCUCGGACCCGAACCGCAAGAUACGAUCCUCAUCGGCUCACACACUCUCCACCAUCGCGUCCUGCGACUGGCCGGAUGAAUAUCCCGACCUCCUGACCGCGCUCAUUGGUCAGAUAUCCUCCGACAGCCCCAAUGCCGUCCACGGAUCGAUGGAAGUAUUCGCCGAGUUCAUAAAGUCUGACUUGACCGAGGAUCAGAUCCUCCCCGUUCUGCGUCAGCUCCUUCCCGUCCUCCUUAACAUCUUGGGUGAUACCGAAAAACAUUCCCCAUUAACCCGUGCGCGUACGAUCUCUGUAUUCCGACAAUGCAUCACAAGCUUGUACAUGGUCAAGGGCGAACACCGCGAUGCUGUGAAUGAAGCCACCGCAACUGUCCUUCCCGUAUGGCUCGACGCAUUUAAGGUUCUUUUGAACAUGGACCCCCUUCUGGAUGUGAAUUCCGCUAGCUGGGAUACCUUAUUGAUAAAGGUUGAGAUCUUCAAGACGCUCGAUAACAUCUGUACCUCCUUCCCCAAAGCCCUGACGGCUUACCUCCAAGAUUACCUGAAUGCCUCCCUCCUGAUUCUUCAAUCUUUAUAUCCGACCUACGAGCACUACUACAUCACUGCAUCCGCAACCCCUCCCACUUCCUCGGAGGAAGAAAACGUCGAGCUCUCUCACCUCCUUGUUUCGAUCUUCGAUUUCCUCUCCAAGGUUGUGAUGAGCAAUAAGGCGAAGGCCUGGCUGCAGAGCGGAAACGUGCAAACCCUUGUCGCGUCGAUAUUCCAGUACGCGCAGAUGACCGCGGAAGACGAAGAGACAUGGGCGAACAACGCGAACGCAUUUGUGUCGCAGGACGAGGAUGAUGUGCAGGCGUAUGGCAUGCGGUUCUCUGCGUUCUCGCUUCUCUACUCGUUGAUAGAGCGUGCCGCUGCGCCCGUAUGCGCAACGUUCCAAUCUACACUCCAUCAGGUUGUUCAGUCGUCUCAAACAGCUCAUGAGCAUGGUGUCUCGAGUUGGUGGAAGUCUCUGGAGGCCGCAUUUGCAGCCAUCGGCUCGCAGUCCGAGGACGUCAUCGAUACCAUCGAGGACGAAGAGAUGUCCGAGCGAACCAAACCUAUCGAUAUACAAGAGCUGCUUUCGAACGUCGUGCCUUCUUUGCUGAACCAGUCCGAUGUCCCGUUCUUACAGGGACGCGCGUUCGUUUUCGCAAGCCAGUUCGCAAAGCUGCUACCGAUGCAGAUGGCCGGGCAGUAUCUUGAAGCGGCCGUGCAAGUAAUCGAAUCCGACACUGCUGGUAUCCCUGUAAAAGUUUCUGCUGUGAAGGCCAUUCACAACUUCUGUCAAAACGCUGAUGAUGAGGCCUUGAAGCCCCUUGUUCCUCGCAUUGCUCAGGACUUGGGUCCCUUCCUCCUUGUUGCUACAGAAGAUACCUUGUCGUUGGUGCUGGAGACGAUGGCCGUCGUCCUUGAGGUGGAUCAGGCCAAGUGGCUGACAACUGACCUUGCGACGUCGCUCGUCCUCGCUACCCUCGAAGUGUGGGCCAAAAACAACAGAGAUCCCAUCUUCCUCUCGAUCUUCGCCGACAUUCUCACGGCGCUUGCGUCCUCGCAUUCGCCAGGCAUCUACGAGACGGUCGUCCAGCAGGCGCUGCCUUCACUCUGCACCUCGAUUGCGAGCGCGAAACCGGAGGAGUCGUGGGUCGCUGGCUCGGCGCUCGACUUGAUAUCGAGUCUCGAGCAUGGGGCGCCGGAGAACGGGCUCGGCGAGGGUUUCUUUGCGCUCUUGGCCCCUAACCUGUUCACUUGCCUUCAAAAUACGGAGGACCGGGAUGUUCUCCAGAACGGCACCGUCUGCCUCACCCUCGUUAUCCGCAAAGACUGCAACCAGCUGUUGUCGUGGAAGGAUACUUCCAGCGGUCAAUCGGGGCUCGACCACGUCUUCAAGCUCGUCGCGAAGCUGCUGCAGAGCGAGGACGAGUCGGGCGGGCUUGUCAUCGGCGAUAUGCUUAUCCACCUCCUCCGGCGCGCGGGCGAGUCCGUGCUGCCCGUCCUCCCUGACCUGUUGCAGGCGAUGGCAUCCCGGAUGGCCACGGCUAAGACGGCGACGUUCCUCCAGAGCUUGAUCAUUCCCUUUGCAUUCCUGGUCCACAACCAGGCGGACACGGUGCUUGGUCUGCUGGAGAGCAAGAACACGAGCGAUGGGAGGAGGUGUCUGGACGUGGUGAUGCAGACGUGGUGCGAGAACGCGGAGACGUUCCAGGGCUUCUGGCCGACGAGGAUCAGCACGCUUGCGCUGUCGCAGUUGUAUGCCUCUGGCCGGCCGAGCUUGCAGGGGCUGAUGGUGAAGGGGGAUAUCAUUGUGAAGCCCGAGACGAGCAAUGUGAUCAUGACGCGCUCCAAGACCAAGACAAAUCCCGUCGAGUUCACGUCGAUACCGUUCCCGGUGAAGGCGCUCAAGCUGCUCGUGCGCGAGCUCCAGUCCGGCGGGGACUCGGCGACGAUCCCCAAGGGCGAGAUGUUCGAGGUCGACUCGGACGACGGUGACGACGACUGGGCCGAGGAGGGCGCGGGGCUGACGGUCGACGAGCGCGAUCUGCUCUCGAACAUGCUCGGGCCGCACGGGGCCAACUUCGACAGUGACAAUUUCCUCGCGGAUAACGACGACGAGGACCUUAAGAACGACCCUGUCUCGCAGAUGGACAUGCAGGCGCACAUUGUGUCGUUCUUGAAGGAGUGUACGGCAAACAACGCCAACAAUUUCAGGCAGAACGUGGAUCAGCUGUCGGCCGAGGAGAUUGUGGUGGUUCGCCAGGCUGUUCAGCAUUAAUGUGUUGUUUUCUUGAUACUUUGGUUGGGUAUCCUCCCGUCUUGUCUUCUUGAUGUAGUCCUACGUGCGUGCAAAACAUAUCCAUAAAAUUACGCGGAGGUCCAUUCUACAAAUUAUUACAGCAGCGCUUCAAAUUUCAAAGCCCCUCCUUGCCCAGAUCCCACUCCCUCACGCUUCCCCGUUUCUUAUACUCGAUAUCCAUGACACUCUCCGCACUCGUCGUCCCCGCUGCCGUCCCCGCCGCUCCGGCAGCGGCAGCUGCAUCACUCCCGUUCCCGUUCCCAAACUUGAGCCGCUUCGCCUUCUCCAGCUUCUCAAAGUUGUCCGUCACACUGAGCCCAAGCCGCUCGAGCCGCUUCUUCUCGUCCUUGUCCUCGCGCCGCUGGCGCAGGAGGUCGAGCAUCGCGUCCCAGCCCGAGAACUCGGCGUCGCUCACGAGCCCCGUUGCGGGCACGGCGGGGAGCAUGGAGAGGGGCGCGGUGUCCAGCCGGGGGUCGUAGGAUUUUGUGAAGUAU